CAUUACCAGAUGUGAAGAAUAUUUGUAAUCCUGAAGAUGGGAUAUUUACAUUGGAAGUUGACAGUUUUUACCCUGAAAACAUUACAAUUUCAUGGAAACUGACUCUGGACUCAACAAAAGAAGAGAAUAUUACACAUAACUCCUCUGUUAAAUCUGAUAUGUAUGACAAUGGCAGCUUCAGAGCUAUAAGCACCUGUGACUUGAGGAAAAAUGAUUUAAUUGAGGGUAAAUCAUAUGGUGUAAUAGCCACAGUGGAACAUGAGACGCUGGACUCUCCUAUUCAUAAAUCAUUUAAUAUGGAAAGAGCAAUGACUUUACCUUCUCCAGUUGACCAAAAACAGAACCAAGAAUGUACCACCCCAACCAUGCAAGACAAUGUGAAUCUUUCAAUCCAACUAACAGUCAGCAACCCUGAUAGCCAGGAGAAUUUUUGGUGGAGCAUACAGACACCUCAGAUUUUGGAGGAAGAUUGUUUAACCCUAAAUACUCCAAUUACGGAGGAAGAAAUCUGUACAGCAGUAGAUAAUCUCAAUAAAGCGGCAGGGCCGGAUGACCCCAUGUCUACAUACGUUUCUGCAGCAAAUAUCUCUUUAAUAUUGAAGAAAGGGAGAACAUCAGAAGACCUGGCCUCGUAUAGACCGAUCUCUGUAUUGAAUACGGAUUAUAAGCUUUUAUCAUCUAUCAUUGCCUAG
Molecule: messenger RNA, 692 nt
Organism: Bombina bombina (fire-bellied toad)
Lineage: Eukaryota; Metazoa; Chordata; Amphibia; Anura; Bombinatoridae
Exons: 4
Source: RefSeq, a predicted model, not a curated record